CGUUGUCUUGUCUCCUGUUCACCACCUGUUGUCCUGUAGUCAGGUGUGUUGUUCUAGAGCUUCAUGAUGCAGACGAUGCAGACCCAGAUGAUGCAGAACCAGACGAUGCAGAACCAGACGAUGCAGAGCAAGACGAUGCAGAACCAGACGAUGCAGAGCCAGACGAUGCAGACAUCAGUAGACUAUAAUAAUGGAUACACGAUGCAGAUGCAGGAACAGCAGAAUAAUGACUACACCAUCCAGGAUGACGAGUGGGACAGAGACCUGCUCCUGGACCCCGCCUGGGAGAAACAGCAGAGAAAGACUUUCACAGCCUGGUGCAACUCUCACCUGAGGAAGGCUGGGACUGGGAUUGAGAACAUCGAGGAGGACUUCAGGAACGGACUGAAACUCAUGCUGCUGCUUGAAGUCAUUUCUGGUGAAAGACUUCCCAAACCAGACAGAGGGAAAAUGCGCUUCCACAAGAUAGCCAACGUCAACAAAGCUCUGGAGUACAUCACCAGCAAAGGAGUCAAGCUGGUCUCCAUUGGAGCUGAAGAGAUUGUGGACGGCAACAUUAAGAUGACUCUGGGAAUGAUCUGGACCAUCAUUCUGCGCUUCGCCAUCCAGGACAUCUCAGUGGAAGAAACCUCUGCUAAGGAAGGUCUUCUUCUAUGGUGCCAGAGAAAGACUGCCCCCUACAGGAAUGUCAAUGUCCAGAACUUCCAUGUCAGCUGGAAGGACGGCCUCGCGUUGUGCGCCCUGAUACACAGACACCGUCCUGACCUCAUCGACUAUGCCAAGCUCAACAAGGAUGACCCUCUGGGUAAUCUCAACCUGGCCUUUGAUGUGGCAGAGAAAUACCUGGACAUCCCCAAGAUGUUGGACGCUGAAGACAUCAUCAACAGCCCAAAGCCCGACGAGAGAGCUAUCAUGACCUAUGUUUCCUGUUUCUACCAUGCUUUUGCUGGAGCAGAGCAGGCGGAGACAGCAGCUAACCGGAUCUGUACAAUUCUGGGGGUCAACCAGGAGAAUGAGAGCCUCAUGGAGGAAUAUGAGAAACUGGCCAGUCAGCUGUUGGAGUGGAUUCGUCGUAUGACCCCCUGGCUCGAGAACAAGUCCCCGGAGACGACCAUGUCUGCUAUGCGUGGUAAACUGGAGGACUUCAGAGACUACCGUAGACAACACAAACCCCCCAAGGUGCAGGAGAAGUGUCAGCUGGAGAUCAACUUCAACACCCUGCAGACCAAGCUGAGGAUCUCCAACAGGCCUGCCUUCAUGCCCUCUGAGGGACGCAUGGUCUCAGACAUCACCAGUGCGUGGACGGGCCUGGAGCAGGCAGAGAAGGGCUAUGAGGAGUGGCUGCUGAGUGAGAUCAGGAGGCUGGAGCGUCUCAACCACCUGGCUGAGAAGUUUCAGAUGAAGGCUACUACCCACCAGGGCUGGUCUGUAGGUAAGGACAGUGUGCUGUCUCAGAAGGACUACGAGUCCUGCUCUCUGACGGAGGUGAGAGCUCUGCUCAGGAAACACGAGGCCUUUGAGAGUGACCUGGCCGCUCACCAGGACAGAGUGGAACAGAUUGCUGCCAUCGCACAGGAAUUAAAGUAA
Oncorhynchus keta (chum salmon) is the source of this 1587-nucleotide messenger RNA. RefSeq names its product alpha-actinin-2-like. The transcript has 13 exons. The coding region runs from base 64 to 1587 and encodes 507 amino acids. The record is from RefSeq and is a predicted model, not a curated record. Gene Ontology annotation, biological process: actin cytoskeleton organization; muscle cell development. Gene Ontology annotation, cellular component: cortical actin cytoskeleton; Z disc; cell projection. Gene Ontology annotation, molecular function: actin filament binding. Lineage: Eukaryota; Metazoa; Chordata; Actinopteri; Salmoniformes; Salmonidae.